AUGACGGCAAGAAUAGUUUUCCGUACCUUCGUUCUAGCUCUCCUGCUCUACAGCGCAGUAACCACUAAGUGUCCUGCAGGUGGUAGAUCAGAGAAGUCCAUUUUGGGAUGGAUGUUACGAGGACACGUGUACGACACUCUUCUCGCUGAACGUCCGUUUACGUGCGUAGUCCAGUGUCGCGAAGACAAUCGAUGCCAAAGUAUUAACUGGGUUAUCUCUCUUCUUAUGUGUGAGUUUAACAACAGGACAAAGGAAGCCAGGCCCGAGGACUUCAUUCCAAACCAAGACAGAUCUUACUAUCGACGCGAUUUACAACGAGGUGAGCUAUCAUUAAGUGCCGGGGAUACUCUUAAGUUGACCGGUUACGGGGAAGCUCCCCACGAACGGGGUACCUUUAAUUUGUCAGGCUUCAUAUGAAAGAGCUAAGAAAUUUCACAGUUAAAGUAUAUGAAAGUUAGUCAUCUCUGGAGGCCGAUAAAAGAAACUAAAAGAGCUAACAGAUGCAUUUUAUGGAUGAGAAAAAGCAGACGGAAAUUUUUCUGGUUUUGAGCUUAUUCCUGUUUAAAAGACAUAGAAUUUACAGCAGUUAAGAGGGAUGCAAAAUUAUCGUAAAAUCCUAUGUUAAAGCCCCCUCCGGAUUUAAACCCAUCAGUUUGCAAACGAAGAUAUUAUUCUGGAUAUACCACCCCCCCCCCCCCACCCCCCCCCCCACCCACCACCCCACACCCAGCACCCCCCACCCCCCCCUCCAACACAAGACCCCCAACGACGCUUAGUGUUUUUUAUAAUAAAAAAGAAAAAAUUAUCAAACUAAUAAAGGGGUGAAAAAAAUUAUAAAAACCUCAUUUUAAACCCCCCCCCGGAUUAAACCCCACAUCUUUCAAAAAAAAAAUAUUUUUUUGGAAAACCCCCCCCCCCCCCCGCCCCCUCCACCCAAGAUAUAAGCCCAUGUUAUGCCAAGCGCGUUUUGUAAAACAGUAGCCACUUGAAUUGGAACAUGAAGCUGCGAAAUUGUGCGGGUGAAAUAGAAAUAUGAACUUUGUUAAUGCUACCCAGAGGACCGUUUCUUGAAGUUUUUUGACUUUUGUCCUGUUCCGUUCCAGUUGUUUAAGUGUUUUGUAGAUGUUUGUGAAAUACAUUCUCCAUUUAUUGUGAUCAAUUUAUAAUGGAAUGUUUGCUUUAAUUCGGUUCAGAUAUAUUUUAUUCUGUCGGUCCGAUACAUUUAUUUCGGCUUAUACCCCCCUUCCCCCUUUAUAAGCCCACCCAAAACCCUUUAUGAAGUUAUAUAAGCCCCUGAGCUUUAACGUGGGAUUUUACGGUAGUUCUAAGAUUCGUGAAUCGAAGGUAUACGAAAGGGGUACCUUUCUUGUCUAAAACGUUGUAUAAAACGGUAAGGGGUUGGACCUCAGGGCGGAACCUCCGGUCCCGGCUUUAUAAAACUUUGUUGAGUAGCGCCCCGAGCAUAAACUAAAACCUCUGUAGGAGUAAAGGCGAACUGAUAAUGAAGAAUUGUUUUUUAACCUCUCAGUUCCCCUUGGUUCGAUUCAAGAACUCCCAGCUGAGACUUGUGACGAAAUAAAGAGGAGUGAAGGACACGCUGUUAGCGGAAAAUACUGGUUUUCCACUAUAAAAUCUGGUACAUCUGUUCUGGCUUAUUGCAAUAUGGAUACCAACGGUGAGUUUAGUUAGUUAUAUAAUCGGCGACUACCGUUAAGCUGAUUGUGCCCCCUGAUAAUUUAUGAUUAUUAGACAACUGACUUAAAUGUUUCAUAUUUAGUCACAGAUGCGGCGACUGAUGAAAAAUUAACCGAGAGAUUGAAACUGAUAAGACCCGGAGAAAAAAGAUAAAUUUGGAAGUAAAAAAAGACUCAUGUCACGAAGGAAUGAGUACUCCCAACGUCACAUGUUAGGGCUUGAGUAAAUGCCCUUCAAUAAUUUUUUUCAUGAAUCAAUAUGCUUGUUGUUCUAGACACUGACGAAUGCAGUGCUUCUACACCUGUAUGUGACAUCAAUGCCAACUGCUCCAAUACUCGUGGAUCGUAUAUCUGUACCUGCAGGGCAGGAUAUACAGGCGAUGGCGAAACUUGCCAAGGUAGGAUAAAGCUUGAUUUACUGUGAUAACAACGAAGACGGCAGAUUCCAAGGGACUUGUGAUGACCAGCAAAAAUGGGCAAUCCAUCGAAUCCAGUCCGUUUAUAUACCGGCAGUGCAUGAGAUCAUAUGCCUCUGGUUAUACUUCUGUCAUAGAAACUUUUUGCGAAGCCUGCCGGAAAACAGCCCACAUUUGGCGACGCUACCACCGGUUUCCCCAGCAAAUGCUAGAUCUGGGUAGUACUUCUGAUUGGUCGUGUAGCGUGGGAAAUUUAAUUAAACCAAUCAGAAGCACUACCCAGAUCUGGGUAGUGACGCAUCAGUAUGGAAUUUCUGCGCUAGUUUCUUAGACGUCAUUUGGCGGGUAAACCAGUGGUAGCGUCGCCAAAUGUCGGCUGUUUUCUCAGGCAACUUUUUGGGUAGAUGUAAGUGUAUAGAAAUUCUGUAAAAGACCGCGCAAGAAUUAAAACGUUUGAAGUCCGUUAUUUAACCGCGACAAGUAAUGCUGUAAUUACUUAGUAGAGCACCUAGCCCAGUAGAAAAAGAAAAACAAAAUUAUGAAGCAACAGCAACUGACAGAUUUAAACUGAUAAGACAUGGAGAAAAAAGAUAAAUUUUAAGGGAAAAAAGACUCAUGCCAAGGAAGAAUGGGUACUCCUCGCGCGCGUCACCUUUUAGGGCCUGAGUUAAUGCCCUUCAAUUUUUUUUUUCAUCAAUCAAUAUGUUUGUUGUUCUAGACAUUGACGAAUGCGGUGGUUCUUCUCCUGUAUGUGACAUCAAUGCCACCUGCUCCAAUACUCGUGGAUCCUAUAUCUGUACCUGCAGGGCAGGAUAUACAGGCGAUGGGAAAACUUGCCAAGGUAGGAUAAAGGUCGAAACAGCGGGUAACCCUAGGUUUUUGGAGCAGCCUAUACAGAAAAACCCUUUUUUAGAAGAAUUAUGAGAGAUAUAUGAAAAAUGUUAAAAAGUUCUGGCCUGGACAACUCGAUGGCGAUGAAGAAGAAAUCUCUAAAACGUUUUGGUUCCCUGUUGAGAAAAUUCAGACUGUUAUCAACGGGGAUCGAACAAGGCUGAAUAUUUUCAUUUAUUUAUAAUUAUUUGAUAUUAUUUUGUUAGCAACGAGCCUACGAUAGAUCCUAGUGGAACUUCAAUAUUUUUGUUGUUGUUUUUUAGACAUUGACGAGUGCAGUGCUUCUCCUCCUGUAUGUGACGUCAAUGCCAACUGCUCCAAUACUCGUGGAUCGUAUAUCUGCACCUGCAAGGCAGGAUACAACGGCGAUGGAAAAACUUGCGGAGGUAGGAAAAAAUAAUUAGUGAAUCUUAAGGUCAGUUUCUUUACUGUUAUAAUAUCAAUUACGAAAGUGUCCUAAGGACAUGCGACAUAAUAGCGUUCAAAAUGGUGGAUAAUGAGAUCGGCAAUCCGCUAAAUCAGCCGUUCAGCUUUCGUAUCCAGCAUUGUAUGAAGUCAUGCCUCAUGUUAUGCCUAUGCUGGAGCCUAUAACACGGAGCGCGCAACUUCCAUGUAUUCUUAUCAAGGCGUUUUCACCGACCAUUUUGGCGUGAAUUUAGACUAUCUUUUAGGUCUCCCAAACCAGUCAGCAAAACGAAAAUGCCUGAAAAUGGCAUUUCCGACUUUUAAAUAACUCUGCAUCAUGAGCCGCCACUUAAGACUGAUGCGCUACCUCACUUGUUAUAUUUAACCGUCAACCGCCUAAAAUGCAGGUUAAGACUAAACGUCAAGUUUCAAAGUGUUUCAAAUCUCAAUAUUUCAGCUGAUCUUCACGGAAUUCCGGCUCCUAAAGAAUUUCUAAACUGGGAAAACCAGUUUUCUCUCAUGCCCAACAACCUUCUUAUAUCUGAAAAUAUUUUGAAAUUUUGUAAGUGAAAGACCAAGACAACCUUCAAAACACAUCAGUUACUUUUAAUUCAUACAGAAGUUGAUGUUAAGAUCAACUUUUAGACCCAAUUUCCAAUAAAUAACCGUCAACAGCUCUAAAAUUUAACCGUCAGCCGUCAAAAUUGGAAACAAUUAACCGUCAACCGUCAAAGCUACCACCCCAUUGACAUGGGGUUCACUGACCGCAAGAUUCAGGAAUCGGUAUUUUCAGGUUUUACUCUUCUAUCAUGAUAAAUUAAAAGUAUAAGUUCUAUCUUAAUUCCACAAAACUUUACCUUUGUAUAUUUUCAGGGACGUCUUUAGUAAGUGCUUUUUUUUUUUUUAAAUAUUCUUUGAAAUAGAGGUACACGUGAAUACUAGAAAAAGGAUUUUCACUAAAAUAUCCCAAACCAGUCAGCAAAACGAAAAUGUCUGAAAAUGGCAUUUCUGACUUUUAAAUAACUCUGCAUCAUGAGCCGCCACUUAAGACUGAUGCGCUAACUCACUUUCGUGCAAACUGCAAAUGGCGCGUAAAUUUAAGUCAUCUAGUUCAUAAUAAGGAUUAGAUUUGAAUAAGGAUCUAGGAAGUUACAUUCAUACUUAUUGAUGCAUACAUGCACUAUUCUAUAAUUCAAUUCAUGUCUACAUUUUAUUGAACGUAACCAUAAAACGUAUUUUUUUUUUCUAAAUAAUUUAUAUAAUUACUUCUCUUAAGGACGGUGUCCACUAUUGUUACUACGCAAAUUUCUGCGCAUGCCAAAGUAGUCGCGCGCGACGCGAAAGAAAUGUGCAACACGCAGGACACGCGGAUUGGUUUUGUCUCCUGUAAGUUUUUCAGCAGAUGAAAAAUAAUUUCUAUUUGCCUUGUCAGUUUUUUGAAAACCGAAGAAGUAUGCGCAUGUUGCUAUUUCUACGUAUGAUCGAUCUGACCGAACAUUUUAUAGUCAAACAAAAGUCAAUUCUAAAACAUCAAAAGUUAUCGCUUCAAGAUGUUACGCUUAGAGCUUGGGUAUUAAAAAUUCCUCCAUAGACAAGGAUCAGUAAAUCAGAAGAAAAAUAGCUCUAAGUCCUCCGCUUAAUCCAGAAACUGCAAGCUUACCUUUCAAUCGCCUAAAGGGAUUAAUUUAAGGUCGAAACCAACCAAUUUAACUUCUAAAAACGCGUGGUAACCCCUACUUUUUAUCUUACCAAAUGAAAGUAAUAAGCCUACUCAGCAAACGAUCAAUUUUUUGUUCGGGGAAAAUGUCGUUUACACUAUUUUUGAGGCAAAUGCGUGGAGAGGGGUAACUGCUGAUAACUUCCCAGUUGUGCUGAUAUUUCAAAAAAAGACGUAUAAAGAGCAGUUGUUAUGUCAUCAUUUGUUGCCUAUUUUUAAACCUUGUUACAAUUAUCAUUGCAUUUGUGCCAGUUCACGUGUACACUCUGAAAUUUUGGGAAAAAUAACUUUUUAUCAUUUUUCUAAAAAACGCCUAUUCAGCGUUUUUCUCCAUAUUGAAGCGCAGUUAUCUCUGAAAAAUGCGUAGUUACCCCCAGUUUUCUUUUAGGAUUUCAAUAGCCCCUGAUAUGAUCUACUUGUCUCACAUAGUCAUUAUCCGGGAAAAAAUACUUCCCAUUAGUGGGCACCGUCCUUAAGAAGUAGUUACUUAAAAGUACCUUUAGCAAUUAUUGAAUGAGGCUGAGUGGGAUGACGAAUUUUGCAGUUGAGGUGCAUAACAUCCUCCGAGAUCUGCAUGAUUCUUUACAUUACACGAAAGCCUAAUUCAUUCUUUCGCAUUUCCGGUGUCUGGCAUGUUGGGUGGGGGAAUUUAAUUACAAGUGUCGGUUUAAUACAGGUUGGCAACAAUAGAAAUGACCAUUUCAGGUACUCUUCAGGUGCCCGCGUCGGCUUAAAGGGAAAUAAAUUUGGGGAAUCGGCUACUGUCCGCUUAAUAGAGGACAUCCGCUUAAUGCGGUGUCCGCUUAAUACCGGUUUCACUGUAAGUGAUGUCAAUUUCGAAAAAAGAUGUUACCUGAGUUACCUUUUCUUUUCUCUUCCCUUAUAUCAAUUUUUCCAGAGGGACUGACUGACUCCGUUAUCGUAGGAGAUAAUGUGUAUCACUUAGCCAAUUUAAGUACAUGGCUCAAACCAGUCGCCCAAAGCGAAUCUUCAAAAUGGAAGCGCUGUUGGCGUGCGUCCGUGGAUGGCUGGGCUGCAAGUACUUUUCACAGCGGAUGUGACAACAAAGGGCCAACUGUAACAAUCAUAAGAGUCGGAGGGAAAUACAUAUUUGGAGGGUACACUAACCUCUCAUGGGUUGGUAAGUGAUGUAAUUGUAACAGUCUAAACACCAUACAAAGCUAGCGACGUUUUCGUAUCACACCGUCGUUGCGCAUACUAAGCUACAGAGAGUUUUGGCGUACGGACCCUCGACUGGCCCCUCUCCGACAAUACUCAAUACUCUCUCCAUUUUAACAGAACAAUGUUUAGGAAUUCGGGUUUGUAUGUUUAACAAUAAUUCUGAAGGGUAACUUCAUCAGGGAAUCGUAUUCGCAUUCGUAAUGGUAACUUUGUUUCAUGUAAGAAAGUCAAACAAUGAUACUGUUAAGAAAAUUAACAUCAUAUUAAAUAACAACAUGAAUUUAAAACAAAUGUAAUGGGAAAAUGAUGGAUAUCGGUGUUGGAGUGGGUUAGGGCUAAAUCUUUACUAAGACGACUUUCUCUCUGAUUUUCUUUUAAAAAAGCGCAAAUAAGGCGAAGUAGUAGUAUACAACGUGAAGAAAGUUGUAUUACACAGAGAUGAAUCAGCUUGUCACUGAUGAUUUUCACCGUUGCAUAUAAGCCGUUAUAUUCUUUUAAUAUUUUACCAGCCGCAACUCGGCCAGGAUUUUUUGCAAGCCAUCUUAGUUUUGACUUUUGAGCUAACUUAAAUGGGUGCGGCUGGAACUUCAAACUUAGCGGGUGGAACUUCGGGGUCGAGUUGCAUCAUCUUUCUCUUCCAUUGUUGUGAAUUUCUUAGACAAGAAAUUGUCCAGGUUCUUCAUAAAGUUAUUGUCCAGGUUUUUUCGCAGGUUGCUUUUUAAGUUUUUUUUGUUUUUUUGUUUUUUGUUUUUUAAAAAAAAACAAUGUGUUUGGUUGUAAAGUCAGAGCGGCGUUGGCAACCACGAGCAGGUGGCCGCUGCGCAAUGCUGUAAUAACAGUCAGAGACGGAAACGCCGAGUUGAUUAUGAAAAAAUCAAGUUGCUUAUUGUAUGUCCGAUUGCAAAGUUUCCAUGACAACACCGAGUUAAUUAUGAAUUCUUCUCGCAUGUCCUUUUGCAAAGCUUCCACGCCAUCCACUUUGACGAACAUACCAAUGGCUUUUCUACCCAGCAUCAAAAAGCUAAUUGUAAUCAAUGUUUUGGUGGUCUUGCGCCAAGUCGUAGGCCUCAUACAAUUCAUAAUAUUUCGCCACAUCUUCGUCUUAAAGGGGUUUCUCCUGUUAUUGAGUUGGGACCCGGUCGCCUCUUUGAAUUUUCCCUUGGAAACAAGCACU
Molecule: messenger RNA, 7479 nt
Organism: Porites evermanni
Lineage: Eukaryota; Metazoa; Cnidaria; Anthozoa; Scleractinia; Poritidae
Source: the annotation of a GenBank genome assembly